GCCUCCUUUCUGGCAAACACUCGUGAUCUUGAAAACUCAUCUUUCACAGCCUGAUCCGUUAUUGUCUUAUGACCUCUACUGAAAGGUUGCGUUUACACUUUACACCGCAUGUGUGUGCAGAAGCAAGAUGGUGAGGACAAGAAGGUCGGCGGUAGCCGAGGAGAUUAUUGCCGCAACUUCGCCACUCGAUGCGAUGAAUACGUCAAAGAGACCUGGAGGCAGAUGUAGUGCGUCGAGUGUCACCUCCGACUCGUCGGCUGUUUUUACAUCAGUCACACCCUGCUUCGGAAGCGGUUAUACGACCCCUCUCACUAGCAACACGGCAACCCCGGCGGAAAUCGGGAGCCACCAAGCUUCCUCAGGCAAGCGGAUGAAUAGGAUAGAGGUUCACUUACCUGCUGUCAGAGCGCCCGUAAACCGCACCCUCAAGAACAGCAUAUUUUCCAUGAACAGCAAGCGCAAGCGAGAUGUGGUUGACGACAGCGAGGAGGAAGAUUUCUCCGAUACCUCGCCAGAUGCGGCACUUGCGCGAAAGUUGCAGGCAGAAGAAGAUGCAGCCGCCACCAGGAUAAUUGAGCCCGCUUUGGAACCCAGCCCUGCCCCACGCCGUAGCCUGCGAGGAUUGGCAGAGCCAGCUAAGGCCGCCACCCGUCUCGGUCCCGCACGAGUUCCCGACUUUGGCAGAGCCACCAGCAAGAGACGGGCCAUCACCGUUGCUGAUUCGGAAGACGACGAGAGCGCCUCGUCGGAAUCGGAUGAAGAGGACGAUAGUGACGAGCCGCUUCAGACAUCAAGCAGACCCCGGCGUGUUACUACGCGCCCACCCGCCAAAUCCAAGGCUAAGAAGGGUCGGAAGACGGUGCGAGCACCUGCAUCUGAAGAAGACGAUGAUGACGAAGACCUGUCGGACCCCGAUACUAGUGAUACGGAGUUCGGCUGGAAGGCUCUCCUCUCUGAUUCUAGUGAUAGCUCUGAGGUAGAGAGCGAUGCCGAAGCCGGCGAUGCUGGCAGUGGCAACGAUAACGACGGUGGCGGAAAUGAUGUUACCGCUGCACAACGCUCAGCCCUGCAGACUGCGAUGAAUUCGCGCCGUGCCUACCGCCAGUAUACUAGCAGACGCCGGGUCAGGAGGGAUAGAGCGCGUCUCGAGGAACACCAUCCGGAGCUCACGACGAUGUGGAAGGAGCUCGAGGACAUGCCUAUUCUGAAGGCUGGUAAGGCAGAGCAACCCGAGUCCAUAACCAGGCAGCUCAAGCCUUUCCAGCUAGAAGGCUUGGCUUGGAUGAUGGCGAUGGAGAGGACCAAGUGGAAGGGUGGGCUUCUCGGCGAUGAGAUGGGCCUGGGCAAGACUAUCCAGGCCGUCUCUCUCAUCAUGUCCGACUUUGGCGCCGUCAAGAAGCCUUCGUUGGUGCUGGUGCCGCCCGUGGCUCUGAUGCAAUGGAUGACCGAAAUCGAAGCCUACACUGACGGGAGGCUCAAGACGCUCGUCUUUCACGGGACUAACUCCAAGUCGAAGAACCUCACGGUCGCAGAACUCAAGAAGUACAACGUGAUCAUCAUGUCGUACAAUAGCCUGGAAUCGAUGUAUCGCAAGCAGGAGAAGGGGUUCAAGCGCAAGGAUGGACUCUUCAAGGAGAAAUCCAUCAUCCACCAGACCGAGUUUCAUCGCGUUAUCCUCGAUGAGGCUCACUGUAUCAAAACGCGGACGACGAUGACGGCGAAGGCGUGCUUCGCCCUCAAGGUCACCUAUCGGUGGUGCCUGUCUGGUACGCCCCUGCAAAACCGCAUCGGCGAGUUCUUUUCCCUCAUCCGGUUCCUCAACAUCCGCCCCUUUUCGUGCUACCUCUGCAAACACUGCCCAUGUACCCAAGUCGAGUGGCAGAUGGACGAAGAUAGCCGCUGCACAAGCUGCAAGCACAGCAGCAUGCAGCAUGUGUCCGUUUUCAACCAAGAGCUUCUCAACCCGAUCCAGAAGUUCGGUAACUAUGGCCGCGGCCGCGAGGCCUUUCAGAAGUUGCGCGUCCUGACUGAUCGCAUCAUGCUGCGUCGUCUGAAGAAGGACCAUACCGAUUCCAUGGAGCUGCCCGUCAAGGAGAUCAAUGUGGAGCGUCAAUUCUUCGGCGAGGAGGAGAACGACUUCGCCAACAGCAUCAUGACCAACGGUCAGCGCAAAUUCGAUACUUACGUCGCUAGCGGAGUCCUGCUCAACAACUAUGCCAACAUCUUCGGUCUUAUUAUGCAGAUGCGUCAGGUAGCUGACCACCCGGAUUUAAUCCUGAAGAAGAACAGCGAGGGCGGCCAGAAUGUUCUCGUGUGCAACAUCUGCGACGAGCCUGCGGAAGAUGCGAUUCGAUCGCGGUGCAAGCACGACUUCUGCCGCACCUGCGUCAAGAGCUACUUGAACUCUACGACCGACCCGAACUGUCCACAAUGCCACAUCCCUCUUUCGAUUGACCUCGAGCAGCCGGAGAUCGAGCAGGAUGAAGCGCUUGUCAAGAAGUCGUCCAUUAUCAACCGCAUCAAGAUGGAGAAUUGGACGUCUUCCUCCAAGAUCGAGCUGUUGGUGCACGAGUUACACAAACUCCGCUCCGACAAUGCCUCGCACAAGUCUAUUAUCUUCUCACAGUUCACGACCAUGUUGCAGCUCAUCGAGUGGCGGCUGCGUCGCGCCGGAAUUACUACUGUCAUGCUGGACGGCAGCCUGACCCCGGCCCAGCGGCAGGCCUCAAUCAAUCAUUUCAUGACAAAUGUUGAUGUCGAGUGCUUCCUGGUCUCUCUCAAGGCCGGCGGCGUCGCCCUUAACCUCACCGAAGCGUCCCGGGUCUUCAUUGUCGACCCUUGGUGGAAUCCUGCAGCUGAAUGGCAAUCUGCCGAUCGAUGCCACCGGAUCGGUCAGACCCGUCCCUGCACCAUCACGAGACUCUGCAUAGAGGAUUCAGUGGAGAGCCGUAUGGUUCUCCUUCAGGAGAAGAAGACGAGCAUGAUCAACUCCACCAUCAAUGCGGACGAUGCGGCCAUGGACUCGCUCAGCCCGGAGGACCUGCAGUUCCUGUUCCGCGGGACUUGAUCGUUCGGUCUUUGCUGCGCAGUCUGCCGGGGAGUUUCGGCUCCCGAACAAGGCUUCUUCUGCUUUCUUUCUGCUUGCGAGGGUGCUACUUUUGCUAUUAUGAGAUUCUGGACAGCUGGUACGACACGUCAUAUGGUUCGUGGACCGCCAAUCUAGACACAGGAACAUUGUUUAUGGGUGUGCAAAGAUGUGCUUGCUAAAAAAAAAUUUUUAAAAAAAGAGGAGUAAAAGAAGAAGAAGAAGAAGAAAAGGAAAGGAAAGAAAAGAAAAGAA
Messenger RNA from Chaetomium strumarium, 3340 nucleotides. RefSeq names its product SNF2 family N-terminal domain-containing protein. Gene Ontology annotation, cellular component: nucleus. Bases 128 to 3067 code for a protein of 979 amino acids. The record is from RefSeq and is a predicted model, not a curated record. The transcript is spliced from 3 exons. Gene Ontology annotation, biological process: nucleotide-excision repair. Lineage: Eukaryota; Fungi; Ascomycota; Sordariomycetes; Sordariales; Chaetomiaceae. Gene Ontology annotation, molecular function: metal ion binding; ATP-dependent chromatin remodeler activity; ATP binding.